This is a messenger RNA of Chanos chanos (milkfish), 2186 nucleotides long. RefSeq names its product aminoacylase-1. Gene Ontology annotation, cellular component: cytoplasm. Gene Ontology annotation, biological process: amino acid metabolic process. Gene Ontology annotation, molecular function: aminoacylase activity. The coding region runs from base 80 to 1345 and encodes 421 amino acids. Lineage: Eukaryota; Metazoa; Chordata; Actinopteri; Gonorynchiformes; Chanidae. The record is from RefSeq and is a predicted model, not a curated record. The transcript is spliced from 15 exons.
GUAUCAUCGAAGGGAUCUUAGAUUAGCUGAACUGAACGUCGCCGAAGUUUGUUGUGUGUACCUGGAACGAAGGCUCAGCAUGCUUCCAGAUAAGGACGGUCCAAGUGAUCUUACAGGUGGUGGGAUCCAAAGCAACUCGAGAGAGGAUCCUGCUGUGUCCCUGUUUCGGGAAUACUUACGUCUUAAAACGGUGCACCCAGAACCUGACUAUGAUGCUGCUUUAAGGUUUCUUGACAGGAUGGCAGUGGAGUUAGGCCUACCCAUGCAGAAAGUUGAGGUGUGUCCCGGUAAAGUUGUAGCUAUUAUGACAUGGGAGGGCACUAAUCCUUCUCUGAAGUCAAUCCUGCUUAAUUCUCAUACAGAUGUUGUCCCUGUCUAUCAGGAACAUUGGAAAUAUGAUGCAUUUGCAGCUGUGAAAGAUGGUGAAGGAAACAUCUAUGGGAGGGGAACCCAGGAUAUGAAAUGUGUCACUAUACAGUACAUUGAAGCAGUUCGUAGACUGCAAGCAGCAGGGAAGAGGUUUGCUCGUACCAUUCACCUGAUGUUUGUACCAGAUGAAGAGAUUGGGGGGCAUGAAGGAAUGGAGACAUUUGUGAAACACCCAAAGUUUCUAAAUUUGAACAUUGGCUUUGCUCUGGAUGAAGGCUUGGCCAAUCCCGCAGAGGCCUUCACUGUGUUCUACGGGGAGAGAAGUCCUUGGUGGAUUACUGUUCACUGUCCAGGAAGCCCUGGUCAUGGCUCCAGAUUUGUGGAAAACACUGCCGCAGAGAAGUUGCGCAGGGUGAUCAACUCAUUUCUGGACUUCAGAGAAAAAGAGAAACAUCGGUUAAGCACCACAGAAUGUUUUACACUGGGCGAUGUUACCACUGUCAACAUGACCAUGGUGAAAGGAGGAGUGGCUUACAACGUGAUCCCUUGUGAGAUGGAUGUCAGCUUUGACAUGCGCAUUCCACCCACAGUUAACCUGCAGGAAUUUGAAGAGCAGAUUAAAAGGUGGUGUAAAGAGGCUGGUGAAGGCAUAACGUAUAAAUUUGCACAGAAAAACAUGAACCAGAGCACCACAUCCACCGAAGAGAGCGAUCCUUGGUGGAAUGCCUUCAGUUCUGCAUGUAAAGCCAUGAAUAUGACUUUGAACAAGGAGAUUUUUCCAGCUGCUACAGACAGUCGCUUUAUCAGAGCGAUUGGCCUCCCAGCCAUUGGAUUCUCCCCAAUGAACCGGACGCCAAUCCUACUACACGACCACAAUGAGUACCUUAAUGAGCAAGUGUUCCUGAGGGGUAUCCAGGUGUAUGAAAGACUGGUUCCAGCACUGGCCAGUGUGCCUCCUCUCCCUGGCGAAGUCUAAACUAUAAUCUUCUGCCCUUUCAUAACAACCCCACCCCCCCCUUUUUUUUUCCUCACAAGCACUUUUAUUCUCACUCUGUUUCUCUCUCAAGUUAAACCUGUUUUUCUUUUUUCAAUCACUCUCUACACCUUCGUUGAUUAUUUAAUUUUAAUCAGACUGUUUUCUUUUCUCAGAAUAUCUUCAUGUCUUUUUCAUUCUCCCUGUCUCUUAUGCUCUACCUUAACCAUUAUGGUGACUGUUGCACAGCCUGCACUAUUCACAUGAAUAUUUUGGCAACACCAAAGAAUAGAAUCAAACCAACUGUGAAGAACUGACAACUUCUUCUUUUGCUUUUACAAUAACUCAGGAUUCAUUUUCACAAUAACAUCCUCACAAUGUUUCAAGUCCUCAGUCUUAUGUUCCAGAUUUUAACGUGGGCAGUUUUAAAGUCUGUUUUUAAAUAUGAAUGGAUAAUCGUUCAUCAAUAUCUUUUGAAUUCUAGUUUGCUCUAAGAUCUCACUACAUUAGAGAUAUAUAAGAUUACUUACAGUAUGCUUCUCCAGAUUGUGCAUCUAAAGAAAAACUGAAUCUGUGUUGGAUAUACAAGUUUGGUGUGUUAUACUUGCAUAGUAUACAGUUCAUUAGAAGUUGUUGAAGUGGAAAUCCAUUUGCAAAUCAAACCUGGCCUUUGAGGAUUGAUCAUUUACACCUAUGUAUGAUUUCUGCAUAUGUUGUGAUUGGCUCAAGUUUGAUUUUUUUUUUUAUGGGAACUCUGUAAUACUGUAUGUUAAUUUAUAAUUUUUUCCCUAGGACUGAAUUGUAUACACCGUUGUAACCAAUUAAAUGAUUUUACCAGAAUUGA